CAUAAUGGCCAAGAAACUCGUCCAAUACUCAGUGGUGGAUGCAUUCACAGAUUCACCCUUCAAGGGCAACCCAGCUGCGGUUUGUUUGUUAGAUGAAGACCGGGACGAGGAUUGGUUACAAUCCGUAGCUCUCGAGUUCAACAUCUCUGAAACCUGUUACUUGACUCCCAUCACUCACUCCGAGUCCGACUCUCCUCCCAGGUUUCGACUCAGAUGGUUCACCCCUGUUGCUGAGUUCAAACUUUGUGGUCAUGCAACGUUAGCAGCUGCACACUCUCUCUUUUCGAGAGGCUUGGUGAAAUCUAACGCGAUUGAAUUUGAAACACUUUCUGGAAUUCUCACUGCCAAAAAGGUUCCGGAUUUGGAGGCAAACAGUGUCUCUAACGGUGAAGCACAAGAGUGCUAUUUUAUUGAACUGAAUUUUCCUACUGUUCCAACUACCGACUUCAACUCUGCUGAGGUUUCUUCAAUUUAUAAGGCCUUGAAUGUUUCUACAAUUAUUGAUAUGAAGAUAACUACCUCAGAGGACAUCUUUGUGGUACUUCCAUCAGCAAAAUCUGUUGUGGAAUUACAGCCACAGUUUUAUGACAUACAAAAGUGUCCUGGAAGAGGCAUAAUAGUUUCAGGGCAAGCGACAUCAGAAUCCGGAUUUGAUUUUUAUAGCAGAUUCUUCUGCCCAAAAUUUGGCGUCAAUGAGGAUCCUGUUUGUGGAAGUGCACAUUGUGCUUUGGCACCUUAUUGGAGUCGAAAGCUGGGGAAGAAUGACUUUGUGGCAUAUGCGGCAUCGUCUAGAAGUGGAGUCUUGAACAUACAUUUAGACGAGCAGAAUCAGAGAGUGCUGCUUCGAGGGAAAGCUGUGACUGUGAUGGAGGGCUCUCUGCUAGUUUAGAUUUGAAAAAACUUCUGUAAUGGCAUGUAUCAAAUUGAAUAAAUGAAAAACAUUUUUUUGGAAUAAUACUCUGGAGUUUCAAUUGAAGAGAUUGAAACUCCAUUUCAUCUUCUUUGAUACCUUGUGCAAGACAUAGUUUAUAUGAAUUUCACAUCAUUUGGCACCAUUCUCUAACUUUAAAUUUGCUGGUCAUCUGGUUGGUUUGUGAAAUUCUUCUCCUCGGUGGAAACUUAAGACUG
Pistacia vera is the source of this 1128-nucleotide messenger RNA. RefSeq lists its product as uncharacterized. Lineage: Eukaryota; Viridiplantae; Streptophyta; Magnoliopsida; Sapindales; Anacardiaceae. Bases 5 to 889 code for a protein of 294 amino acids. The transcript has 6 exons. The record is from RefSeq and is a predicted model, not a curated record. Gene Ontology annotation, cellular component: cytoplasm. Gene Ontology annotation, molecular function: isomerase activity. Gene Ontology annotation, biological process: biosynthetic process.